AAAAAAGGAACAGACUGUUAUGCUAGAGAGAGAAGCGAAGGAUAUUCUUUAGAGAAAGAGAGAGAGAGAGGUCGCCGAGAGAUGGCGCUUUACAUCGAUGAGGUGGAGGUCUGGAAAUGUCCAAAACACCCUUCGAAGAAACGCCGUACAGGUAUCUGUCACGUAUGCCUCCGUGAGCGACUCUCAUCCCUCUGCCCGGACUGUGCUAACGUGCGCCCAUGUGGUUGUUCCGCCGCCACCACGUCUUCCACCAGCUCUUCUUCUUCCUCAUCUCACUUCUCAUCCACCGCAGGAAUCGGAACUGUCGGCCGAGUGUCAAGUCUGAUAGAGAGUGAGCCUUCCUUUCGCCGUUCGAGGUCACUCGCAAUUCCAUUUCUACGGUCAAAGCCGCCGGUUGACCAUGAUUGCUCUGUCCGCAAAGAUAAUAGAAAAACGGCUUCGCCGUUUUGGUCGCUGUUCAAGAGUAGUAGUAGUAGCGGUAACACGAGUAACAGAGGCGAUAUAGAGCGAAACAACGCUGUUUUAUUAGAACAGGAAGAUUCAAACAAGAAGAAGAAUGAGGAGGAAAGAAAGAAGAUGAUGCGAAAAUCGAGGUCAGUGGCGGCAACUGUGACGGCAGAAUCCCGUAGUGUUGACGUAAAAUCAUCAAAAGGGAAGGGCUGGUACUUCCCGAGUCCGAUCAAGGCUUUCAAGCAAUCUACCUCAAGGGGAAUAAUGGUACAAGAAAGGUCGCCUUUGUACAGAGGUUGAUUUUUUCAAAUUUCCGCUUCAAAUUUUUUCAACUAAUUUAAUUAUUACUACUUUUCCUGAGAUUUAGAUAUGCAAUUGAAAUUGAAUGAAUUUUAUGAUGAUUAAUUUUGUUGAUGAAAUGAAAAUUUAAUGAUUGGGAUAGGGAAGAAGGGGGUAGUCUGAGUGUGUACUAAGUGCUUCAUAAUUCAUGAUGGAUGGAAGAGCUAUCCAUUUGGAUUUUGGACCCACUUCCUCUAUAAGUGUGGCUUUGAAGAUAAAAUUCAUCAACUGUGACUUGUACCUCCAACAACAGAAUAACACUUUGUUCUCUUCUGUAUC
Molecule: messenger RNA, 1068 nt
Organism: Manihot esculenta (cassava)
Lineage: Eukaryota; Viridiplantae; Streptophyta; Magnoliopsida; Malpighiales; Euphorbiaceae
Exons: 1
Coding region: 82-750 (222 amino acids)
Source: RefSeq, a predicted model, not a curated record